AUGCUUACUUUCAGGAUAUCCCAAGGCCAAGCGGCAACCACGACUCCUUCUGUUAACAGGGGUCCGGAACUAUCAGUCUGCUGUCGGGACGGGCGGGCAGAUUAUUGGAAAGGACCGGAAGUGCAUGGUUGUUGUGGUAACGGCGAGAGAGCGAUGAGGCAGGACUUUGGUGUGGCGGAUGCGGGGACGGAGCUGGUUUUAGCGACAUCAGGUGAUGAGAAACAUCCGCCGAAGAACAUUAUCGAUGGUAAUACAGAAACGUUUUGGAUUACAACAGGAAUGUUCCCACAAGAAUUCAUCAUACGUUUUCCCGAGGUUGUCCAAAUAAAUUGUGUAAAAAUCCACUGUUACAAUGUCCGCAGGCUUAGUAUCGAGAAAAGUUCAGAAAAGGAUCCUGUGGACUUUGAACCUUUAGCUAAAAGUGAACUUGAACAUGCUGAGGAACAGCUUCAAUUAGAAGAAUUUGCUCUGGAUGGAACAAGGGCAACACAUCUACGAUUUGUUAUUAAAUCAGCUUUUGACCAUUUUGUAUCAGUACACAAGGUGACAGUAGAAGGUACAGAGGAAGUCACUUAAGUCCAAAGAACACAACUGUUAACUUUGUAAAGGGGAAAGAUUGAAUUGUGAAGUCCAGGUUUGUUAAGAAUGUAAAUACCUUCUACUGUAUUUUAAUUGUUAAUUGCUUAUUCUUCUGAAUAAACUUAUUGCCUUUAUUGGUCAAUCUGAA
Hypanus sabinus (Atlantic stingray) is the source of this 727-nucleotide messenger RNA. It is a transcript of the gene hspb11, whose product is annotated as heat shock protein, alpha-crystallin-related, b11. Gene Ontology annotation, biological process: intraciliary transport. The transcript has 5 exons. Bases 1 to 576 code for a protein of 191 amino acids. Gene Ontology annotation, cellular component: cilium; intraciliary transport particle B; centrosome. The record is from RefSeq and is a predicted model, not a curated record. Lineage: Eukaryota; Metazoa; Chordata; Chondrichthyes; Myliobatiformes; Dasyatidae.